Molecule: messenger RNA, 558 nt
Organism: Medioppia subpectinata
Lineage: Eukaryota; Metazoa; Arthropoda; Arachnida; Sarcoptiformes; Oppiidae
Source: the annotation of a GenBank genome assembly
CCGUACGACCCGAGCCUUGUGUUUGACAUUCCCGAUCAGGUCGACACCAUUAACACUCUGCCCGGCGGUGUCAUCAACACUAAGGCCUCCAUCAUUGAGACCUCCGAUGACUAUAAGAAGUCCAAAGCAUUUGAUUUAGGUUUGGACGCGAAUACAGUCGCUUACGGCGCCUACGCUAUCAGUGGCGGGUAUAAGAAGGCUCAGGAAGAACUGGUCAACUCUACCAAAUCAAUUGUCGAGGUGUCGGCAUUUGUGUCGGCAAUUCGCGUCGAUAUGAGUCCAUACUAUGAGAUAACGCCAAACAAAGAGUUCACAGACUUUGUUGAAAACAUAUUACCGGAAACCUAUGCCGCAAAUCCGGCCAAAUAUCAAGAGUUUGUCGACACGUUUGGCACCCAUUACUUCGACAGCGCUUUCUUUGGCGGAUACGUCCAACAGUCGAUUGAAUUGACGUCUAAUCUGAACCUAAAAAUGUCGGAAAAAGACAUCAAAGUGAACGCCGAGGCGUCGUUUCUGACGGUCGUCAAGAUUAAGGGCGGUUACGACGGAGAGGACAAG